AUGGGAUUUUCUGUGCUUUGUGGGAUUUUGUUAUUUUUGCUUUUGGAGCACGGCGACAAACCUGUGUACGCGCGUGAGCGAGAGAGGCCCAGAGUUGAGCUUUUUAAGCGCAAAAGUUCCACGGUGCCAUUUGAAGAAAAUAAUGGCACGGUCAGAGAGCGGGUAGUUGACUCGUUUCGCCUUCCCGCCCUUGUUGACGUGGAUGGGGUGAUGGUUGCCGUCGCGGAUGCCCGCUACGACACGGCCAACGAUAAUUCCUUCAUUGAGACGGUCGUCAAGUACAGCGUGGACGAUGGGGAGACGUGGGAGACACAAAUUGCGAUCAAGAACAGCCGCGUAUCUUCCGUUUCCCGUGUGGUGGACCCCACAGUGAUCGUGAAGGGGAACAAGCUUUACGUCCUGGUGGGAAGCUUCAACAAGUCAAAGGGCUACUGGACGUCACACGCUGAUGGAAGCGACUGGGAGCCUCUGCUCUCUGUUGGUGAGGUCACGAAGUCUACUGUGGACGGCAAGACAACCGCAAAUAUCAGUUGGGGGAAGCCUGUAUCACUGAAGUCGUUGUUCCCGGCAGAGUUUGAAGGAACGCCCACAAAAGCGUACCUUGGCGGCACGGGCGUUGCCAUUGUGGCGUCUAAUGGGAAUCUGGUAUACCCUGUACAGGUUGCGGACAUGAAGAAACGGCUUUCCGCAAGGAUCAUGUACUCCGAGGACGAUGGCAGCACGUGGAAGUUCGCGGAGGGCAGGAGCGAGUUUGGCUGCUCUGAACCCGUGGUACUUGAGUGGGAUGGGAAACUCAUCAUGAACAAUCGUGUUGACGGCCGCCACCGCCUGGUAUACGAGUCGGAUGACAUGGGGAAGACGUGGACGGAGGCUCUCGGCACACUCUCCCGUGUGUGGGGCACCUCACCAAUACCGAACCAGCCCGGCAGCCAGAGCAGCUUUAUUGCGGUGACGAUUGAGGGGAAGCGUGUGAUGCUCUUUACCCACCCGCUGAACUUCAAGGGAUUGUGGCUGCGCGACCGACUGCACCUUUGGCUGACUGACAAUCAGCGUAUUUUCGAUGUUGGGCAAGUCUCCAUUGGCGAUGAGAAUGCCGCCUACAGCUCCGUCCUGUACAAGGAUGAUAAGCUGUAUUGUUUACACGAGGUCAACACUGACGAGGUGUACAGUAUUGUCUUUGUACGUUUAAUUGAGGAAUUGCGUCUCAUCAAAUCCGUGGUACGGGCCUGGAAGGCACAGGACAUCCACCUCUCAAGCAUCUGCACCCCUGCAGAUCCUGGCACUCCGCCAUCAAAGGGUGGUUGCAGGGCCGCUGUCCCCACCGCCGGCCUUGUUGGAUUCUUGUCACUCAGUGCCAAUGAAAGCGUCUGGGAGGACGUGUACCGCUGCGUAAACGCAAGCAUAAUACAUGGAAUUAAUGUGGGUCAUGGUUUUACGUUCAAAGGACGAAAUGCAGGGGCAGUGUGGCCGGUACGCAGGCAGGGGCAGAACCGACGGUACCAGUUUGCAAACUACCGCUUCACGCUGGUGGCGACGGUAACUAUUCACAAGAUUCCGACUCGUAUCAGGCCUUUGCUGGGCGUGAGCCUGGAUAAUUCUGGGAACAGGAAACUCCUGGGGCUGUCGUACGACAAUAAGCUUCAGUGGUGCCCAAUGUAUGGGCCAGCAACUUCUCCCUCAACUGGAUCGUGGAAACUGAACAAAACGUACCACGUGGCACUUGCGUUUGAACAAGGCUUCGGCUCCGUCUACGUUGACGGAGAUCCAUUGCAGGGCUCGGGACAAAUGCUUUCAGGCGUACACUUAAAUGGAAUUGACGUGUCCCACUUCUUUUUUGGUAGAUAUGGGACCAGCGAUAAGGGUGCAGACUGCCAUAUAACGGUGGAAAACGUCUUGCUGUAUAACCGCAGACUUGAACCCAGUGAGGUCCGGACACUCUCUCUCGGCAGAAGCAAGAUUGCGGCGGCCACUGAGAGCAUGUUUGACGACAUCAUCAACCGCCAUGCCGUUGACAUGUCAGCGGCGCCUCCUCUUGGCGGCAGCUCAACCCAACUAACUACACCAUUUCUACUGACUCUGCUCUUGCUAUUAUCCGCGAAUUAG
This is a messenger RNA of Trypanosoma conorhini, 2103 nucleotides long. RefSeq names its product sialidase. The transcript has a single exon. The record is from RefSeq and is a predicted model, not a curated record. Gene Ontology annotation, molecular function: exo-alpha-sialidase activity. Gene Ontology annotation, biological process: oligosaccharide catabolic process; ganglioside catabolic process. Bases 1 to 2103 code for a protein of 700 amino acids. Gene Ontology annotation, cellular component: intracellular membrane-bounded organelle; cytoplasm; membrane. NCBI's taxonomy places the organism in Eukaryota, Euglenozoa, Kinetoplastea, Trypanosomatida, Trypanosomatidae.